Messenger RNA from Penicillium antarcticum, 2127 nucleotides. RefSeq names its product NADPH cytochrome P450 oxidoreductase family protein. Gene Ontology annotation, molecular function: flavin adenine dinucleotide binding; NADPH-hemoprotein reductase activity; FMN binding. Lineage: Eukaryota; Fungi; Ascomycota; Eurotiomycetes; Eurotiales; Aspergillaceae. Gene Ontology annotation, cellular component: cytosol. The coding region runs from base 1 to 2127 and encodes 708 amino acids. The transcript has a single exon. The record is from RefSeq and is a predicted model, not a curated record.
AUGUCAGCCUUCUCGCAGCUCAACAUUCCCCAAGAGCUCCUACAGGGGCUUUCCAAGUACGCAACCCCAACCGGUAUAGUCGACUAUACCGUCCUCGCUAUCCUAGGCGGAGUCAGCGCAGGAUACCUGUCGCGCGGCCUGCUAUGGGACAAGCCAGACCCAUAUCACCACCUCUGGUUCGAAAGACCCCAGCUCAAGAAGGGCGGACAACUCGGCUCCGCAAACAGAGAGACUAGGAACAUCGCACAGAAGUUGGAAGAAACAGGGAAGAAUGUUGUUGUUUUCUGGGGAUCCCAGUCUGGCACCGCAGAGGGCUUUGCUCAUCGUCUUGCGCGAGAGAUCUCCAUUCGCUGGGGUCAAGAGGCUAUGACGGCUGAUCUGUCGGACUAUGAUCCUGUCACGAUUGGUGAGAUCCCCAAUGCUAAGCUGGCUAUCUUUGUUCUUUCGACAUAUGGAGAGGGUGAUCCCAGUGACAACACUGCCGAAUUUUGGAGCUGGAUCUCGAAGGCUAGUGACGUGUCGUUGGCGAAUUUGCGGUAUGCUGCUUUUGGUUUGGGUAAUACUAACUAUCAGUUCUAUAACCGUGUUGUCGAUGUUGUUGUUGAGGGUCUGGAGAAGUUUGGCGCCCAAGCUCUCAUGCCUGUUGGAAAGGCAAAUGAUGCUGAGGGUGCCACUGAGGAGGACUUUAUGUCUUGGAAGGAGAUUCUGUUGAAGAUCUUCAAAGAGAAGCUGGGCUUCCAAGAGGCAGAGGCUAAAUUCAUUCCGAGCCUGAAAGUCGAGGAAGAUGAAUCACUCGAACCAAUCGACCUGCAUCAUGGCGAGCCCAAUAACCGCAACGAGGCCCCCAAGGCCGCUGCUCAUUCCUCGGCCAUUCGUACACUAAGCAUCUCCGAGUCUAGAGAGCUCUUCACUGCAUCCGACAGAAACUGCCUCCACAUGGACAUCGACCUGAGUAGCCAACCGGAACUGAGCUACAAGACCGGAGACCACCUCGCCAUCUGGCCAGGCAACCCAGACAUCGAAGUCGAACGCCUCCUCGACGUCCUGGGCAUCUCAUCUCGUCGCAACACCCCUCUAAGCAUCAAAGCUCUAGACCCAGCAACAAAGAUUACAAUCCCAACCCCAACCAGCACCAUCGCCCUCUGCCGCUACUACCUCGAGAUCUGCGCCCCAGUAAACCGCGACAACGUCUGCGACCUCGGCCAAUUCGCCCCAACACCAGAAGCAAAAGCCUACCUCCUAAAUCUGGGCAAACACAAAAACACCUACACCACCUUCAUCAACCACACACACAUCAACCUAGGUCGCCUCCUACAUCUAGCAUGUCCCGAAAAACCUUGGUCUGACCUCCCCCUCUCCUACCUAGUCGAAACCCUCCCGCACAUAAAACCACGCUUCUACUCCAUCUCCUCAUCGAGCGUCGUCUCACCACGCAAACCAUCCAUCACAGCAAUUGUUUCCACAGCCCCCGUCCCAGAAAACCCCAACGAACUAAUCCACGGCGUCACAUCCAACUACCUCCUCGCCAUUUCCCAACAAGCCCGUUCCCUGCCCCACCCAGGAGGCAUCACAUACCACCUCAAUGGACCGGGCGAUGCACUCCAGGGCGGGAAGGUCUUUGCCCAUAUCCGUCGCAGCAAGUUCAAGUUACCCAUUACGGGCAAGACGCCGCUGGUGAUGGUUGCUGCGGGUACGGGUCUCGCGCCUUUCCGUGCGUUCCUCUCUGAGCGCUGCCAGGUUUUGAAAAUUGGGAAGGAGGUUGGACCGAUGAUUCUCUUCUUCGGAUGUCGGAAUCCGAAUGAGGAUUAUAUUUAUCGUGAGGAGUUGGAAGAGAUGCAGCUGGCUCUUGGGGAACGGUUGAGGAUUGCUACUGCGUUCUCUAGGCUUGAGGGGUCGCCAAGGCAGUAUGUUCAGGAUCGGGUUGCGGAGCUUGGAAAGGAUGUUGUGAAGCUUCUUGAUGAAGGGGGUAACUUUUAUGUUUGUGGAAGGGCUUGCAUGGCGAGGGAGGUUGAGAAGGCUGUUGGGGGGACUAUGCGCGCUGUUAAGGGGUGGAAUGAUAAUGAGGUUAAUAGCUGGAGCAAGGCUAUUAAGAAGAAGAAUAAGUGGCAGGAAGAUGUUUGGGGAUAG